AUGGCGUCAUCCUUUGCCAGGUCAGCGGGUGAUUUCUCGGAUGGCUGUGGUGGCACGCCUGCCGCCUGGCCUGCACCCUCGACGGUGGGUGGUGGUGGACCACCUGCUCUCUCCCGUCUCCUCUGCCUCCUGGUUGACUGGCUGGCGCAGGCACCUGCUCUGGACGGUCGUGGCGAUCCCGUCACGUGCCCGACCUCACGAUCGCGGCUUCUCCCCCCAGCAGCGGGAUCCUCCCCCCUCGCGUGCCUCCCCUUCCGCCUCUCCCACCACGUGGCGCCACUGGUGGCCCAUCGGCGCCGCCGCCUCUCACCAGUGCUGGCCUUAAACCCCUGCCGGCCGGGACCUAGGGGGUUGUCGCAGCCGCUCGUCCCACUCCUGUCGGCCGGCCCCACACGAUUCAUCGGCCCCGCGUCGAGCUCCGUGUCUCACGGUGAGUCGCUUGCUGGACUGCCUGUGCCUGGUGGGAGCUGUUUAGGCCUGGGAGGGCUUGUACCGUCGCUUGUUGAGUUUGCCAUGACAACCGCUGCCCUUGCCCUUGCGGCGACUGCCCUUGUUGAGGCCAGCCCUGGAGGGGUCCCGGGCGACCAGGCGCAAGCGUUGAUCCGAGCCGCUGCGGUGCUGGUCGGGCGCGGAUCCUCACAGUCCUGUCGCGGGCGGCCGGCAGUCGUUUCGGCGCACACAGCGUCAGACGAAUCGCCCGCCGCCUCCUGGUCCUCAUGUUGCACCGCAGCGGCAGCAGGUCCCAACCUCGCCGCAGCAUCUCCUGCCCCCUCCGAGCCCCCAGGCGUCGUCUCAAGCGCAAACACCACUGUCACUGCUGCCGCCGCUGGGGACGGAGCCUGA
Messenger RNA from Closterium sp. Naga37s-1, 843 nucleotides. The record is from the annotation of a GenBank genome assembly. NCBI's taxonomy places the organism in Eukaryota, Viridiplantae, Streptophyta, Zygnematophyceae, Desmidiales, Closteriaceae.